Capsella rubella is the source of this 643-nucleotide messenger RNA. Its product is annotated as putative lipid-binding protein AIR1. The coding region runs from base 100 to 435 and encodes 111 amino acids. The record is from RefSeq and is a predicted model, not a curated record. The transcript has a single exon. NCBI's taxonomy places the organism in Eukaryota, Viridiplantae, Streptophyta, Magnoliopsida, Brassicales, Brassicaceae.
AAAAAAAAGACACUAAACACUUAACAUUUCUCUCCACCCAUCUCAAACAAACUUAAACGCACUACUACUUCUUGAGCCUUUUCCACUCCACAAAACAAAAUGGCUCCAAGAACCUCCCUUGCACUCUUCCUUUCUCUCAACCUCCUCUUCUUCACUUACACCACUGCGACCACAGGUACUUGUCCUAGAGACGCCCUCCAGAUCGGUGUUUGCGUCAGUGUGCUUAACAUAGUGGACCUAACAGUGGGAAACCCAGCCGUACAGCCAUGCUGCUCUCUCAUCCAAGGCUUAGCUGACCUUGAGGCUGCUGUCUGCCUUUGCACUGCUCUCAAGACUAGCAUUCUUGGAACCAACGUCCUUAACCUUCCCAUCAAUCUCAGCGUUCUCCUCAAUGUUUGCGGUAGGAAAGCUCCAACGAACUUCCAGUGCGCUUAAGUUCAAAACAAACUUAUGGCAUACCUAGAAAACAAAUAAAUCAGUAAUCAUAUAUACAGUGUAUGAAUAAUAAAAAAUAAUCAUACAGUGUAUGAUUACUUGAAACCGUUAUCUUAUCUUGUUGUCUUCGUUUUAAGGUGAUUUCAUCUCUUCUUUGUAUUUGUGUCCUUUGAAUCCGAUUAAUAAAAGUAUCGAUCUUUAUGUUUUA